This is a messenger RNA of Rhodamnia argentea, 1397 nucleotides long. RefSeq names its product GEM-like protein 2. The transcript is spliced from 4 exons. The coding region runs from base 177 to 1025 and encodes 282 amino acids. NCBI's taxonomy places the organism in Eukaryota, Viridiplantae, Streptophyta, Magnoliopsida, Myrtales, Myrtaceae. The record is from RefSeq and is a predicted model, not a curated record.
GUGGGGGGCGAAUGAACGAUCGCUGUUGACUCAAACGAAGUCAAUGUUUAUCGUUUCCAGUUAUCUUUCGGGAUCUCAUCGAGAUUGCUUCCCUUUUCCAGAUUCCAACUUCACUCUCUAUUUAUGAGCGAUAGCUUCUCGAAUUGCAGCAGACGACCAAGACGAAGAAGAAAGGGAUGAGCGGCAGAGGCGAAUCAGCGUCCGCCCAUUGCGGCACAGGCGUGGUGGGGAAGCCGGUGGAGCGUCAGGAGGAUCCCGCGAGCGAGCACGCCACCACGUUGGUUGCCAGCGAGGCUCGCCCCGCAAGCAGCUCGGCCCCCGGUGUGGUCAGCGCCAACAAAAGCAGCGAGAACCCGUAUCUCCAGCUUGCCUCCAUGCUGUCCAGCUUCAACGUCGGUCCGGUGAAUGCUUCUGGAAAGUCUGGCUGGAAUCCCAUGAACAAGGUAUCCAAAACCUUGAAGAAGGUAGAUGAUGCUAAAAGGAACGCAGAGGCGCUCGCGGACAACGUCUGGCAUCACCUUAAAACUAGCAACAGCAUCACCGAUGCAGCAAUAGCUCGACUUGCUCAGGGGAAGAAGAUGCUCUCAGAGGGGGGACGGGACAAAAUAUUUGAACGUAAUUUUGACAUUCAGGUCGGAGAGAAGCUCCUGAAGGCAUAUGCUUGCUAUCUGUCCACUUCCUCCGGGCGUGUCAUUGGGACACUGUAUUUGUCAAGCAAGAGGCUGGUCUUCAGUGGUGAUGAGCCUAUUUAUAAAUGCUCUCCCUCAGGGCAGGAAGAGUGGGUUUAUUACAAGGUAGUUCUGCAGCUCGAUCAGUUGAGCUUUGUUUGUGCUUCUUCAAAAGAGUCGGAUCCCUCUGAAAAGUACAUCCAGGUUGUUACGAGGGAUGGCUAUGAAUUCUGGUUCAUGAGUUUUGUAUCGUAUGAGAAGGCUCUCAAGAACAUACAUGAGGCUCUACAGCACAAUCGUGAGAUUAACAUGGCUGGAAGGACACAAGAACGUUCAGUCGCCCGAGAAGGGAAGUGAUAUUCGUGUUAGCAAUUAAACCAAAUUCCUUUCGGAGGAAGUUGCUGAUUAUGCGAAGAAGUUAUCGAUCUCGGUGGACCAGUUGUCAAUUCAGUUGAAAAGUUGUCGAUGUCAAUUUCAUGGUUGUCAAUUAGCUACCUGGCUGUCGAUGUCUGUUGGGCUUCCAAGACUGGUGCAAGAAUUGACAGUCUUUGUUGUAAUGUUUCUUUUAAGACUCAAAAUGGGGUGAAUUUCUGAAGCGUAUGUUCGUGUUUCUGCGUUUAAUGUUUUGUAAGUUCAAGGAAUCUAUCUCCUUGAAAUGCAGGGUGCAUUUAUGAGUCUUUUCAAAAGAAGAUUAAGAGUCAUGUAAUAAACAAGUCUUGUGAUCAUUUC